Messenger RNA from Lycium ferocissimum, 1671 nucleotides. Its product is annotated as cell differentiation protein rcd1-like. Bases 84 to 1115 code for a protein of 343 amino acids. The transcript has 9 exons. Gene Ontology annotation, cellular component: CCR4-NOT core complex; CCR4-NOT complex; P-body. The record is from RefSeq and is a predicted model, not a curated record. Lineage: Eukaryota; Viridiplantae; Streptophyta; Magnoliopsida; Solanales; Solanaceae. Gene Ontology annotation, biological process: negative regulation of translation; mRNA catabolic process.
AAAAGCAUAACGCCUCAUUUUAGUGUCUCCUUUCUUAUUUGGAAGGUUCACGAAAGGAAAGGUUUUCUCGUUAAGAAUUUUAAAUGGAGAAUCUACCAGAGUCACCGUUUACAGAUACCACAUUGACAUCAUUGCCAUCGUUGUGCAACACUUCUACUUCUCCUUCUUCUCCGGUGGUUACACAACAAAAUCCUCUUGACUUAGGUGUUGCCACUCCAAAUCAGUUGGUGUUGUUACUCCGUGAUGUUAAUCUUCGUGAAGAGGUCAUCGAUCAACUCGUCAAGAAACGAGAUGCAUGCAAGGAUCUAGCACUGCUGGUGUGGAACACCUUCAAUGCAGUUUUUAUUCUUUUGCAGGAAGUUAUAGCAGUGCACCCGAAGUUGCCCUCAAUGGUAACUAUGAGGGAGUCAACUCGAGCAUGUAAUGCCCUUGCUUUGUUUCAGGUUAUGGCCAAUAACCCAGAAACAAGAAGGGAGCUCAUAAAAGCUCAAAUACCAUGUUAUUUCUACCCAUUUCUCUUUAAGCCUGGUGGAAAGGACAAGCCUUUGGAGUAUUUGAGGCUCACCAGCUUGGGCGUUCUCGGUUUCCUAACAAGGUUUGAUGAUCCAUAUGGAAAUGAGGUCCUUGAUUUUUUCAUGGAUACGGAAGUGGUUCAUUUGUGCCUGGAGUGCAUGGAUGUAGGUGAUGAACUGUCAUCGAAGGUUGCAACCCUCAUAGUUGUGAAAAUUUUGAUGCAACCGAAGGGAAUGAACUAUUGCUGUGCUUCGGCUCAACGCUUCUACUUGAUAGUACAGGUGUUGUACCGAGUGGUAGAGAAACUUUCUGAAAAACCUUGUUUGCUGCAUCUGAAAUAUGUGAUACAAUGCUAUCUAAGCCUUUCAGGGGUACUACGGUUUGUUAGGCCUUGUGAUGCAUUGACAAGCCAAGUUCCUCCUAAGCUAUUUGACGGUACCUUUACGGACAUUGUUCGUACUGACCCAGAAACUUCACGGAUGUUGUACCUGCUACAUGUCAAUAUUUUCGGAUAUCAAUAUUUUCCGAUGAAUCAAGACAGUAACAACGUUGCGAAACCGGAUACCACAGUUCAAAAGGCUAUGGGAAAGGGAAAGAAGUGAACUUGUUGUGUGGGAAAACAAAUAAUGACCUCCGUAGAGGAAAAAAUGUUUUAAAUUAACUUUUCAACUGUUAAAGGCUCGAAAACUUGUUGCAUAGUAGAGCCUUGUUAAAACUGAUAGUUUUGUGUUUGUUGUGUACUGAAUUGUAGUUUUGUUCACAUGGAGUGAAGUCAUCUUUUGUUGUUGUUUUCUUUAUAAUACAGUUUUGGUGUAGAGACAGCUGGUGUUUUGUUUUCUUUUUAUAGUAGUAUUUAUUUUGACAGGUAAGGGGUUUUGGUUGUGUUUCUUCUUUUUCUUUUAGUGGGAAACAAAUGUGAAUGCUAUUUAGUUUUGGGAAAUUGAGUCUUGGCUUUCUUUGUCUGAAAAUGAAAACAUUAAGGGUGUGUUUGGUAAGGAGGAAAACAUAUGUUUUUCAAUAUUCUCAUGUUUGGUCGGUCAAAAUAUUUUGGAGAACAUUUUCUUUAGAAAAAUAAGUCCCUUCCAAAUGAGAAAAAUGACUUCCUGAUGAAAUUAGAAAAUUGACUUCAAAAGAGAGAAUUCUUUUUACUUUUUCCUU